AUGUUCUUCAUUGGGGAGGGAGUGCAGCAGCAAGAGCAACACACACAGGAGGAGGAUGCGGGUACUCCUGGGGUGUCAAGACAGCGGGGUGAGGGAGAAGGCGCCGCUACUCGUCUCUCAGGCAGCGCUUCCUCUCCCAGCGGAGAGGAACCAGCAGCAGCAGCAGCAGCAGCUGUUGCUGCUGCUGCUGCUGCUGCUGCAGAAGCAGAAGCAGAAGCAGGAGGAGGAGGAGGAGCUAUUGGGGAGGGAGUGCAGCAGCAAGAGCAACACACACAGGAGGAGGAUGCGGGUACUCCUGGGGUGUCGAGACAGCGGGGUGAGGGACAAGCCGCCGCUGCUCGUCUCUCAGGCAGCGCUUCCUCCCCCAGCGGAGAGGAACCAGCAGCAGCAGCAGCAGCAGCUGCUGUUGCUGCUGCUGCUGCUGCUGCAGAAGCAGAAGCAGAACAAGCCGCCGCUGCUCGUCUCUCAGGCAGCGCUUCCUCCCCCAGCGGAGAGGAACCAGCAGCAGCAGAAGCAGGAGGAGGAGGAGGAGCGCGUAAGAGCCCCAGCUGGAGUACAAAGGCGCUGAUGAGAGUGAUGACCGGCCCCGCCAUGAUCCUUUUGGGUUCCCCCAGGAAACCAGCAGCAACGAAAGCUGCACAGGCGAAGACGAAGGCGGACGGGGCGCAAUGCAUCGACCCCAUGGCGGCACUGUACUCUAGCGAGCCCCUGGCUCCUCGGUGGUGGGAUAAGAUGAGUGAAAUGGCGUUUCUGGCUACGACUUCUUCUGCGUGGUCAGCAGGGGGCGUUGCGCAGUGUACAGAAACCCCAGAUACAAGAGGGGAGGGUCUGGCGCUGCAGCCUCCUUGCAUUGGGGUGGAUUUGUUGCUGCAGUUCUAUGAGGAAAGCGUCGUGCUAGAUAUCCGCCCCCGGGCUUCAUUUGAACUUAUGCAUCUAAACAAGGCUAUUAACGUCACUCCUAAAGAUGUAUGCGAGCUGAUCAGCCUCCUUAAAGAAGGACAAAUGACGCUCCCUGACCCCAAAGGCGUGCAUAUACAAAUGCAGAAAUUCGGUGGCAGCAGUCGACCCCUUAUCAGCAAGAUGACUCGUGCUGCAUCUGGCGCUUCAUCGUUUGAAGCAUUUCAAGCAGCAGCAGCAGAAGCGGGAACAGCAGCAGCAACAGUUUCUGCUACAGCAGCAGCUGCAGCUGCAGAGGCUCAACAUGCAGCAGCACAAGGAAGGGGAGGCCAGGGCCCCCCUUCUGCUCCACUGCAGCUGCAGAGGCUCAACAUGCAGCAGCACAAGGAAGGGGAGGCCAGGGCCCCCCUUCUGCUCCACUAA
This is a messenger RNA of Eimeria mitis, 1320 nucleotides long. Its product is annotated as TBC domain-containing kinase (incomplete catalytic triad), putative. The record is from RefSeq and is a predicted model, not a curated record. Lineage: Eukaryota; Apicomplexa; Conoidasida; Eucoccidiorida; Eimeriidae.